Messenger RNA from Phoenix dactylifera (date palm), 642 nucleotides. Lineage: Eukaryota; Viridiplantae; Streptophyta; Magnoliopsida; Arecales; Arecaceae. The record is from RefSeq and is a predicted model, not a curated record.
CUUAUGCGCUUAAAAGAUUAUGUACGCAAUCGAGCCUAUCCCGAGGGCUCGAUUGCUGAAGGAUAUAUUGCUGAGGAGUGUUUGACAUUUUGUUCGAGAUAUCUUGAAGGUGUUGAAACGGUUUUCAAUCGACCUCAAAGGAAUUGUGAUAUCAUAGAGAAUGCAGAUGUUUACAAGUUCUCAUCUGGCGGAAGAGUUUUGGGAAAAGUUGAAAGUGUUGUUCUUGACCAGAAAUCGUUGGCACAGGCACAUCGCUAUGUCUUACUUCAUAGUGAUAUAAUAUCCGAGUCUCGCAGAGAAUUUUUAAUAGCUCAGCGAAGUCUCAACCAUAACAUUCGUCCUACACCAAGGAUUGAGCAACGAUGGUUGGUUGAGUUAUUUCCAGAAUGGCUUUUCAAACAGGUUAGAUGUCUAAUAUAUUAAGCUUUUUUUUAAAUUUUAUAGAGAGAAAUUAAUCAUUACUUCUAUAAUUCUUUUUAGGUACCAAUGAUGAUGGAGAGGAAUUGUUCCGAGGAGUUAAUAGUCAUUGCUCGAGGUCCGAAUAAUAUUGUCAACAGAUAUGGUGGGUUCAUUAAAAAUGGUUUUAAAUUUCAUCCUAAAGAGCGUGAGAAAUUUAGAAAAACCCAAAAUAGUGGGGUUAUG